Messenger RNA from Varanus komodoensis (Komodo dragon), 4688 nucleotides. RefSeq names its product integrator complex subunit 3 (gene INTS3). The record is from RefSeq and is a predicted model, not a curated record. The coding region runs from base 472 to 3561 and encodes 1029 amino acids. NCBI's taxonomy places the organism in Eukaryota, Metazoa, Chordata, Lepidosauria, Squamata, Varanidae. Gene Ontology annotation, cellular component: cytoplasm. The transcript has 30 exons.
CCCACUCCCUCUUCCCUCAAAAUCCCACUCAAGUCUGACCACCCUAUCUUGGUCUCUAUUGGUUUAACACAAUCUCCCCCAGAAUUGGAGCUGAAGAAAUUUCCCUCGCCCUCCCCACACAUGCACCCCCCAUAGGUCUGGUGGAAGGCUUCAGUUCCCCCCUCCCCAAAAGUGCUCCCCUUAAAAAGGGCGAGGCGUGGGCACAUCUUGCAAACAGGGAGAAAAAUAGGGUGUACACAUACGGAGGUGGAAGCUUGGAGAGCGUUUCUUCCUCCCCACCUGGCCCAAACCUAUUUCUCCACACUCCACCCCCCGCCACCCCACAAGCAGCUGAGGAAAGCCUAGGGGGGUGAGUGUGGGGCUUCCCCAUCCCUCUCACCCCCCCAUCCUGCUGUCCCUGCUUUGAUAAGGGAGAGAGAAGAGUGUGUUGCUGAGGGGGGGCAAGGGGGUGUCUCGCCCACCCCACCUGCUAUGGAGAUGCAGAAGGGGAAAGGGGGCACAGCAACAGCUACAGCAGGUGGAGGAGGAGGAGGGAAAUUGCUGAUCUACACCAGCUUGGAUGCCAAGGAUGAGUUAGAGGAGAGGCUGGAAAGAUGCAUGGGGACCGUAACGUCCCUGACGGGUGGCGUCUCCGAGAGGGAAGCGAACGACGCCCUGAACGCUCACGUUUGCAAAGGUGCCCCCCAGCAUGAGGAGAUAUGCCUGGGGCUCUUCACCCUCAUCCUCCUGGAGCCCACCCAAGCGCAGAAGUGUUACCGGGACCUGGCCCUGGUGAGCCGAGAUGGCAUGAACACGGUGUUGAACAAGAUGAACCAGAUUCUCAUGGAGAAGUACCUGAAGUUGCAGGACACGUGUCGUACUCAGUUUGUUUGGCUGCUGCGGGAGAUGGUGAGGAGCGGCAUCCUUGGCAUCGAUGGGAUCUGCAUGACCUUCAUGAAGCAGAUUGCAGGUGGAGAUGUGACGGCGAAGAACAUCUGGCUGGCAGAGAAUAUCCUGGACAUGCUUACAGAGCAGAGGGAGUGGGUGCUGAAGAGCGCCAUGCUGAUCGCCAUGUCCGUGUACACCUACCUGCGCCUCAUCGUCGACCACCACGGCUCCCCCCCGCUGCAGGCGCUGCGGCAGAAGGAGGUGGAUUUUUGCAUCUCUCUGCUCCGUGACCGGUUUAUGGAUUGCUUCAUGAUUGGCCGAGAUUUAGUGAGGCUCCUGCAGAACGUUGCUAGGAUACCUGAGUUUGAGCAGCUCUGGAAGGACAUUAUCCACAACCCACAGGCUCUGAGCCCGCAGUUCACAGGUGUGUUGCAACUUCUGCAGUCUCGGACUUCACGCAAGUUCCUGGCCUGCCGCCUCACACCAGACAUGGAGACCAAGCUGCUCUUCAUGACAUCUCGGGUGCGCUUUGGCCAGCAGAAACGUUACCAGGACUGGUUCCAGCGGCAGUACCUGUCCACCCCCGACAGCCAGUCCCUGCGCUGCGACCUCAUCCGGUACAUCUGUGGGGUGGUCCACCCCUCCAACGAGGUGCUGAGCUCCGACAUCCUCCCUCGCUGGGCCAUCAUUGGCUGGCUCCUCACCACCUGCACGUCCAACGUCGCUGCUUCAAAUGCCAAGCUGGCCUUGUUUUACGACUGGCUUUUCUUCAACCCGGAAAAAGACAGCAUCAUGAACAUCGAACCCGCCAUCCUUGUCAUGCAUCAUUCCAUGAAACCACACCCAGCCAUCACUGCCACCCUGCUGGACUUCAUGUGCCGGAUCAUUCCUAACUUCUAUCCUGCUUUGGAGGCCCACGUGCGGCAAGGCGUCUUCAACUCCCUCACCCACAUCGUGGAGAAGCGAGUCCUGGCGCACCUGGCUCCUCUCUUCGACAACCCCAAGCUGGACAAGGAGCUCCGGGCCAUGCUGAGAGAGAAAUUUCCGGAGUUUUGCAGUUCUCCCUCACCCCCUGUUGAAGUCAAAAUUGAGGAGCCUGUUUCCAUGGAGAUGGACAAUCACAUGUCCGACAAGGAUGACGGUUGCUACGACAAUGCCGAGGCCGCUUUCAGUGAUGACGAAGAGGACUUGAACAGCAAAGGGAAAAAGCGGGAAUUCCGGUUCCAUCCCAUCAAGGAAGCUGUUGUCGAAGAGCCGGUUGAUAUCACCCCCUUCCUGGACCAGCUGGAUGAGUCUCUGAAGGAUAAAGUCCUGCUCCUGCAGAAGGGGAGUGAUACAGAAGCUCAGUGUGAAGUCAUGCAGGAAAUCGUGGACCAAGUGCUGGAGGAGGACUUCGACCAGGAGCAGCUGUCAGUCCUGGCUUCGUGCUUGCAGGAGCUCUUCAAGGUCCACUUCCGUGGGGAGGUCCUGCCGGAGGAAAUUACGGAAGAGUCUCUAGAGGAAUCCGUGGGGAAGCCGCUUUACCUAAUAUUUAGGAACCUCUGCCAGAUGCAGGAGGACAACAGCAGCUUCUCCGUGCUACUGGAUCUCUUGUCUGAGCUCUACCAGAAACAGCCCAAGAUCGGCUACCACCUUCUCUAUUACCUGAAGGCCAGCAAAGCGGCGGCUGGGAAGAUGAACCUGUACGAGUCCUUUGCCCAGGCCACCCAGCUGGGCGACCUGCACACCUGCCUGAUGAUGGACAUGAAAGCUUGCCAGGAGGACGACGUCCGGCUCCUCUGCUACCUCACGCCCUCCAUCUACACCGAGUUUCCAGAUGAGACCCUGCGGAGCGGGGAGCUGUUGAACAUGAUCGUGGCUGUCAUCGACUCAGCUCAGCUGCAGGAGCUGGUGUGCCAUGUCAUGAUGGGAGACUUGGUGAUGUUCCGGAAGGACUCGGUCCUGAACAUUCUGAUCCAGAGCUUGGAGUGGGAGACCUUUGAGCAGUACUGCACAUGGCAGCUCUUCCUGGCACACAACAUCCCCCUGGAGACCAUCAUACCCAUCCUUCAGCACCUCAAGUAUAAAGAACACCCGGAGGCGCUUUCGUGCUUAUUGCUCCAGCUGAGACGAGAGAAGCCAAGCGAAGAGAUGGUCAAGAUGGUCCUGAGCCGGCCCUGCCACCCUGACGACCAGUUCACCACCAGCAUCCUCCGGCACUGGUGCAUCAAGCACGACGACCCCUUGGCCGAGCACAUCAAGUCCCUCCUCAUCAAGAACAACAGCCUGCCCCGGAAGCGCCAAAGCCUGCGCAGUUCCAGCAGCAAACUUGCCCAGCUGACCUUGGAGCAGAUCCUGGAACACCUGGAUAACCUGCGCCUGAACCUCACCAACACCAAACAGAACUUUUUCAGCCAAACCCCAAUCCUUCAGGCUCUGCAGCAUGUCCAGGCCAGCUGUGACGAAGCCCACAAGAUGAAGUUCAGCGACCUCUUCUCCCUGGCCGAGGAGUAUGAAGACUCCUCUAGCAAGCCCCCCAAGAGCCGCCGGAAAGCCACCAUCUCCAGCCCCCGCAGCCGCAAGAACGCAGCCCAGCCGGCCAACAACGAAGAGGAGUCCGCCUCCAGCAGUGCCUCGGAGGAGGAAGACACCAAACCCAAACCCACGAAGCGGAAGCGGAAAGGUUCCUCAGCCGUUGGCUCGGACAGUGACUGAGGGGGGGGGUGCGGGGGCCCCAGCAGCACCGUGUGCCCCUCCUGGCACCGAUGUGGCUUGUUGGUGGUGGCUCCUGGCGCACCCCACCUGACCAGUCCCAGAGCAAUUGGCCAGACGUUAUCGGCAGCAGGACAAUGUUCUCGAGAGACGCGUUUCUGGGACCCAGUUGCUCGGACAGCCGCUUUCCAAAGCAGCAGCAGCAGCAGCAGCGCCACCUUUGCCUCCAUGCCAUGCCUGCCCCCAGCCUCUCCCCGCCCUCGUCGCUUCCCCCGGGAGGUGGGGGCGGGGGGAGGAUUCCUCACCCCCCGCGGGGGCCCUCGGCAAACGCAGCUCAGCGCCGUCCGGGGGGCUGCCGUGAGAAGUGGCGUCGGGCGCUCGAGGGAGGCUGCCUUGGCUCCCCGUCUCCUUUCCUGACUGUAAAUAAACCGUGUCCACUCGGCAUGCUGUUCCAUCAGUGCUUCUGGCAAGGGUGGCCUCGGAGCAGAGCUGGUGUGUGUGUCGGGGAGAGUGAACUGUGGGUGGGGGCUCACCUCGGGGGGUUGGGGUUCCCCUGCCAGGCCCCUCUCUUCCUGGCGUUCCAGUCGCUCUCUGCAGCACGCAAUAACCAUUUCCGGGCCUUUCCUGUUCCCCCCACUGCCCUCUUCCCACAAAAAGGGUGACGAUCCUCGCCGGUUUUUCCCUUCCUGCAGAGAGCAUUCCAUUUCUGAGCUUCGGACACGCCUGCCCGCCCCACACCCACCGUAGGGGCCGGGGCAGGGGGCCUCAGCUUUCUGAGGGACUCUUUGCCCCCUCCGUGUACAGCCAUGGCCGGAAAGGUUGGCCCCCCCGUCCUGAGCCCUGCCUAAAACAACCCAGCCAUGCAAACACCAACCGGGCUCUUGGCCCCAGCCACCCACAAACCCUCCUCCCAGCUGGCUUUGCAGAGCAGCAGCCCCGCUUCCCACACCCCUGCUUGGAGGAGCUCACCUGGGGCUUGUGAGGAGAACAACCAAGACAGCAUCAGACGAGAAAAAUGCAGAUGGUAGUUAUAUUUUUAAUUCCCCAUCUACCCCCUGAGAGAUUAUCAUUUUUAAGUGGUUUUUAAAAGACACAAUAAAAAACUGGCGACAUGUUUUUGUACAAGUCAA